GGGGGGGCCGCCGAGCCGGGGGCGGCCCAGCAGGACUACUUUCCUCUGAAAAUGGCUGCGUCGGGGAACACUUUCUGUUCAGUUUCUUGAAGCCCUUCGUUGUAGGGGAGGAAAACGGGGGGCCCAUGGACCUCGCGGGGUGAGGGCCGCCGCGCCGCCGAGUGAGCGCAGCCGCGGGCCUCUCCGGAGGGACGGCAGGAGGCAGGAUGGACGAACAGAAACCGCCCAGCGAGGACAAGGACUCGGAGACGCCAGCCGACGGGGCCACGUCCUCGGAGGAGGUGGGUGGCGCGGAGGGAGACCCCCUGAAACCACCCGAAGGAGCCUCGGCGGGGCCGGAGCCAGAGAGCACGGGCACGAAGGAGCCUCCGCGGGCCAGCAGCGCCCCGGCCCGCCGCUGCGCCCUCUGCAACUGUGGGGACUGGAGCCCGCACGGGCAGCGGGAGCUGCAGCGCUUCGACCCGCCGCCCGACUGGCCCCAGCGGCUGGCGGCGCCCGAGCCCGCCGAGGCACCCGGCGAGCCCCGGCCGGCGCUGCCGCCGCCGCCGCCGGAUGACCUGGCCCAGAUCGGCUUCUCCGAGCAGGUGUCGCCGGCGCAGCUCUUCGAACCGACAGGGCACUGCUGGGUGCACCGCUGGUGCGCAGCCUGGUCCGCCGGGGUGCUGCCGGAGGCGGCGGGGCUGGCCCACGUGGACAGAGCUGUUUUCUCAGGGAUCUCACAGAAAUGUGAACACUGUCGGAGGAUGGGGGCCACCAUCCCGUGCCGGGCGGACGGGUGUUCCCGGCUCUACCACUUCCCCUGCGCCGCGGCCAGCGGCUCCUUCCAGUCCAUGAAGACCCUGCGGCUCCUGUGUCCGGAGCACGUGGCCGAGGCGGCGCAGAUGGAGGACGCCCGGUGCGUGGUGUGCGACGGGCCGGGCGACCUGCGGGACCUGCUCUUCUGCACCAGCUGCGGGCAGCACUACCACGGGGCCUGCCUGGACAUCGCCCUGACACCCCGCAAGCGCUCGGGCUGGCAGUGCCCCGAGUGCAAAGUGUGCCAAACCUGCAGGCAGCCCGGCGAGGACUCCAUGAUGCUGGUGUGCGAGGCCUGCGACAAGGGCUACCACACCUUCUGCAUGGAGCCAGCCAUCGAGAGCCUCCCCACCGACUCCUGGAAGUGCAAGAACUGCCGGGUUUGCUCCGAGUGCGGCCUGCGCCCCGCCGGGCUCAACCCCGGCUGCCAGUGGUACAAGAACUACUCGGUGUGCGAGGGGUGCCAGGAGCAGCGCAGCGCCCAGGACGCCCGUGGGGACCCGGGCGCCGGCCCCCAGCCGGCCCCUCCCGCCCUGGCGCUGGCGUCCCCCGAGCGCAGCGAGCCGGCGGACGUGCCCGUGCAGCUGCAGCCAGGCGAGGAGCCGCAGCCCGGCGGGGAGCUCAGCCAGGAGUCCCUGGAUGGUGGCAGGCCACCCCUGGACGGUGGCGAGGUGCCCCCAGAUGAUGGCAAGGUGCCCCUGGAUGAGAGCAAGGCACCCCCAAAUGGCGAUGAAGCACCCCCAAAUGGUGGUGACCUGCACCCCGAGGAACCACCCCCUGAAGAACCGCCCCCCGACAUGCUGCCCCCCGUUGAGUUGCCCCCCAUUGAGCCGCCCCUCGUUGAGCCACCCCCCAAGGAGGACCCCGAGCCACCCACCGAGGAGGACCCCAAGCCACCAGGUCUGCUCCCCGAGGUAGACGUGGCAGAGGAGGCGCCUGCCCUGGCCCCCGAGGCGCCCCUCGAGGCGCCCCCCGAAGAGGAGCUGCAGCUGGAGCCGGAGCCGCUGCUGCUGCUGCCCCCCGAGGCGGCUCCGCCACCCCCGGCGCCUCCAGAUCUCUGUGCCGUCUCGCCUGCCCGCCCCCCGGCCCCCUCGCCCGGCACCACGGAGGAUGAGGUGCCCGAGCCGCCCGCCCCAGCCCUGCCCGAGCCCCCCGGCAGCCCCGGCACUGCCAUGGACACGGAGCCGCCCGGCUCCCCGCCGCCCCCGCUGGGCUCCCCCGCCUGCGUCCCGGCCCCCGCCGAGCCCCCUGAGGACGAGGAGAUGGAGACGGAGCCGGCCGGCGGCGAGGGGCGAUCGCCAGCCAGCCCCGCCAGAGACGGCCCCCGCGCCAGCCCGGCCCCGGAGCUGGGGCCCUUCGCGGGCUUGCCCGAGGAGGAGGAGGAGGAAGAGGCGCCGAGGCUGGAGCGGGAGGGCACCAGCGGCAGCUCCCCGCCGCUGAGCGAGGAGGACGGGCUGGAGGAAGGCAGGGCAGGGGGGGACCCCGAAGCCAAGGGGUCCCCCGAGCCGCUGGAGCCGGAGGAGCUGGGUCCCGAGACGCCCAUGGAGGUGUGCGCCGCCGGGGAGAAGCUGCUGGAGCGCGGGGACGAGGGGGGGACCGAGCCCCCUGCCCUGCGGCCCCGGCCCGACAUCCUCAACGAGAUCUCGAACCUGAGCCAGGGGGACACGAGCAGCAGCUUCCCCGGCUCGGAGCCGCUGCUGGGCUCACCGGACCCCGAGGGCGGGGGCUCGCUGUCCCUCGACCUGGCCCUGGCCGCCACCGACGGCAGCCUGCAGAAGGAGGACGGCGGCUCGCUGCCGCUGGGCGCCGAGACGGACGACUCGCUGCUCUUCGAGCCGGCCGCCAAGGGCGACGGGGACAAGAGCCGGCGGCGCAGCUCCCCGGGGCGCUCCCGCGUCAAGCAGGGUCGCAGCAGCAGCUUCCCCGGGCGGAGGCGCCCCCGAGGUGGGUCCCACGGGGGCCGGGGCCGGGGCCGUGCACGCCUGAAGUCGACCACCUCGUCCGUUGACACCCUAGCACUCGCCGACGUGGAGAGCUCACCCAGCAAGGAGGAGGACGAGGACGACGACGACACCAUGCAGAACACGGUCGUCCUCUUCUCCAACACCGACAAGUUCGUGCUCAUGCAGGAUAUGUGCGUGGUGUGCGGCAGCUUCGGGCGCGGGGCCGAGGGACACCUCCUGGCCUGCUCCCAGUGCUCCCAGUGUUACCACCCCUACUGCGUCAACAGCAAGAUCACCAAGGUGAUGCUGCUGAAGGGCUGGCGCUGCGUGGAGUGCAUCGUGUGCGAGGUGUGCGGCAAAGCCUCCGACCCCUCGCGCCUCCUGCUCUGCGACGACUGCGACAUCAGCUACCACACGUACUGCCUGGACCCGCCGCUGCAGACCGUGCCCAAGGGCGGCUGGAAGUGCAAGUGGUGCGUGUGCUGCGUGCAGUGCGGGGCCGCGUCGCCCGGCUUCCACUGCGAGUGGCAGAACAACUACACCCACUGCGCGCCCUGCGCCAGCCUCGUCGCCUGCCCCGUCUGCCGCGAGAAGUACGUGGAGGACGACCUGCUCAUCCAGUGCCGGCACUGCGAUCGGUGGCUGCACGCGGCGUGCGACAGCCUGUUCACGGAGGAGGAGGUGGAACAGGCGGCGGACGAGGGGUUCGACUGCAGCGCCUGCCAGCCCUACGUGGUCAAACCCGCCGUCCCUGUGCCUCCUCCAGAGAUCGCCUCGGUCAAAAUCAAGGAGCCAGAGCCCCAGUACUUCCGCUUCGAGGGGGUCUGGCUGACGGAGACGGGCAUGGCUGUGCUGCGCAACCUCUCCAUGUCGCCCCUGCACAAGCGCCGGCAGCGCAAGACGCGGCUGGGCACCCUCAACGGCGACGGCGUCCUGGAGGGGGGCGACCCGCUGGGCCCCGACGACAAGAAGGACGGCGACCUGGACGCCGACGAGCUGCUGAAGGCGGAAGUGGGUGUCGAGCACAUGGAGUGCGAGAUCAAACUGGAAGCUUCGGCCAGCCCUGACCGCGACGGCGUUGCCGACAUGGACUCGGGCAAGGGGCUGGAGGACCCGGAGGAGUGCAAGAAAAGGAAGCGCAAGCCAUACCGCCCCGGCAUCGGCGGCUUCAUGGUGCGGCAGCGUAAGUCCCACACCCGCCUGAAGAAGGUCUCGGCGGUCCUGGCUGAAGUGGGGCGCGAGGGCCUGAGCGCCGAGGGGCACCCGGAGGAUGGGGCUCCAGGAGACCUCCCAGCGGAGGGCGGCCUGGACCCGGGCUCGGCAGAAGGGGAUGAGAAGAAGAAGCGCCGGGGGCGGAAGAAGAGCAAGUUGGAGGACAUGUUCCCCCCCUACCUGCAGGAGGCGUUUUUCGGGAAAGCGCUCAUGGACCUGAGCCGGAAGGCGCUGCUGGCGGCGGGCGGCGUGGGGGACGGGGCCGCCCGCCCCUGCCUGGGCCAGGGAGCCCCACGGCCCAAGGGGGACCCCAGCGUGCCUGGGGCACUGCCGGGUGCCCCCACCGAGAGGAGGGAGACCCCCACUCACCCCCGAGGGGACGACAGCACUGACGGCAGCGCUGCGGCCCCUGAUGAUGACGCCAAGGAGGAGGCGAAGGCCGAGGACCUGGGGGCCGAGGAGCCGAAGGAUUCCCCAGACCCUGGGGAUGCUGAGAAACCGGCCACCCCCGGCGAGGGUGCCCUGAGCUCCGACCUUGACAAGAUCCCCACGGAAGAGCUGCCCAAAAUGGAGAGCAAAGACGUCCAGCAGCUCUUCAAGGACGUGCUGGGCUCCACAGAGCGCGGGGAGCAGCCCCUGAACUGCGUGGCAGCGGGCAUGGAGGCCGGCGUCGGAGGGCAGGACCCCAGCCGGGCGCAGCUCUCCCAGCGGCCUUUCCUGCAAGGAGACCUCCAGCUGCCGGGACAGGGGAGUGUUUCCCUGGGGUCGCUCUCCGGCACCGUCUCUUUAGAGUCGUACUCGGGAGUCUGCCAGUCUCCGUUUCUUGAUAACAGGGAACGGAGCGGCUUCUUCAGCCCAGACCACUGCGAGCCCGAAAGCCCCUGGGCCAGCAGCUCGGCCGCCACCACCCCCUCGACACCUACAACACCCACCACGGAGGGCGAGAGCGACGGCUUGUCCUACAACCAGCGCAGCCUGCAGCGCUGGGAGAAGGACGAGGAGCUGGGCGAGCUCUCGACCAUCUCGCCCGUGCUCUACGCCAACAUGAACUUCCCUAAUCUUAAGCAGGAUUAUCCAGACUGGUCGAGCCGCUGCAAACAGAUCAUGAAGCUCUGGAGAAAGGUCCCUGCCACAGACAAAGCUCCCUAUUUGCAAAAGGCCAAAGAUAACCGAGCGGCUCAUCGCAUCAACAAAGUGCAGAAGCAGGCCGAGAGCCAGAUCAACAAGCAGACCAAAGGGGAGGGACUGCGCAAGCCCGAGAGGCCCUCGCUGCACCUGCGGAUCCCGGUGCCGCCGGGGGCACAGCCCGUCUACAUCGGCAGCCCACCUGCUGCGGGCGAGGGCUUCUUGAAGCCCCUGGCAGGCGCCGGAGGGGGGCCGGAGUCGCCCAGCGAGCUCUUCCUUAAGCUCCCGCCCCAGUCCCCCGCCCAAGUGCCUUCGCACGAUCCCUACGGUGCGGCGCCUGCCUACGCGCUGGAGCCGCGCUUUCCCUCGCCCUUAGGCCAGAGCCCCACGUCAGGUGCUGCCUUCCAGCCCUUCCCUGGCCAGCCCCAGCCCCUGCCGGGCCCCCGCGCAGUCCCCAGCUCCCAGCCCCCUGAUUUCCACCCCACACCACCCGGCACCCCCCGGCACCAGCCCGGAACCCCCGACCCCUUCCUGAAGCCCCGCUGCCCCUCCUUGGACAACCUCUCGGUGCCAGGGAGCCCCGGGGCCCGGCCUCCCGAGGCUCUGCUCUCACCCCUGCCCUUUGGGGAGCAGAAGAAGGGCCUGGAAGUGAAGAAGGAGGAAGGGGGCGGCCUGGGGGUCUGCUCACCUGGGUAUGCUCCCGCUACGGGCUACAGCGACUCCCCGAGUGGCCCGCAUCUCUCCGCUGCGGAGCUAAAAGCAGCUGAUGUAUUCAAAGCCCCCCUGACCCCACGAGUCUCUCAGGUAGAGCCGCAGAGCCCGGGGCUGGGGCACCGGCCCCCUGACCCCCAUCCUAUGGCCCCCUCGCCUCCCAGCCACCCCGACCUCUACCGCCAGUCACCCUACUCGGACCCCUACUCGCAGCCCCCACUGACGCCCCGGCCACAGCCCCCCGAGGGCUGCUGCGCCCUCCCGCCACGCUCCCUGCCCUCGGAGCCCUUCUCCCGGGUCCCCGCCAGCCCGCAGUCCCAGUCCAGCUCCCAGUCCCCCCUCACUCCCCGGCCGCUCUCCAACGAGGCCUUCUGCCAGUCACCUGUUACUCCCCGCUUCCAGUCCCCUGACCCCUACUCCCAGCCACCCUCCCGGCCCCAAUCCCGGGACCCCUUCACCCCCCUGCACAAGCCCCCCCGGCCCCAGAUGCCGGAGCCAGGGUUCAAGGCGGUGCCGCUCUCGCACAGCCCGGCGGCCGGUGGGGGUUUUGGGGGCGCCCCGGCAGGCGAGCCCCACGCCAAGGCACUGGGUGGGCAGCAGCCCCCCUUCGCCCGCUCCCCUGGUGCCAGCGUCUUCCCAGGUGGCCAGCCCCCAAUGCGCUUCACUUUCCCCCCGGCCGUCUCGGAGCCACUCAAGGGCUCCCCGUCCCACCAGCCCCACGGGAUCAACAGCCAUUAUGUCCCUGGCAAGCCCCAGAGCUCGGCCUACGCCUCAUCCCCCGGCUUCCACCAGGCCGGCAGCCCGCUGGGGCCAGGUGCGGGGGCUGCUGAGACCUACAGCCUCUCGCCCCUCCGGCCCCCCUCGGUGCUGCCCCAGCAGCCCCCAGCAGCCCCACAGCAGCAGCAGGAUGCCUCCAUUGCCUACCUGUCCCGAGCUGCACUGGGGCCACCGGCCGACAAGCGGGAGGAGGCAGCUACUGGGCUCUCGGCACCCCCAAACCGGGACCUGGCCGAGCUGCCGAGCAGCCAGGACGGGGCCCUCGGCACCAUGAGCCAGUCAGAGCUGGAGAAGCAGAGGCAGCGCCAGCGGCUCCGUGAGCUGCUCAUCCGCCAGCAGAUCCAGCGCAACAGCCUGCGGCAGGAGAAGGAGAGCGCUGCCGCGGCUGCCACAUCGGCGCCGGCAGGCUGGGCCCCCGAGGCCGGUAGCCAGAGCUUCGAGCUGAACCGCGGCAUGGUGCCGUACCAGCCGGCACAGGACAAGGGCCUCCUUGGGACGUUGGCCAGCGCGGCCGGCGGGGGGAAGCUGCCCGGCUCCGUCAUGGUGCAAGCAGCGUUUGCACAGGACGAGCGUCUUGCUCGGCCUCCGCCAUCUGCCACGCCGUCCGCCUUGGACAUCAACGGGAGGGCAGCGGUGGGGCCCCCACAGGCCUUCUACCCCCGCGGCGUCUUCCAGGCGCCGUCCCCGCAGCAGCACCUCUGGCAGCAGCAGCAGCAGCAGCAGGCGGCCGCGGCCCUGCGGCUUCCCGUCGCCUCCCGCUUCGCCUCGCCGGCCACCGGCACCCCCAUGGGUGGCCUGGGCACCCGCCUGCCGGCACCCGCCGAGCCAGUACCUGCCUCGCCCAGCGCCCUGGGGGCUCCUUUCAUCGAGCUGCGACAUAACGUGCAGAAGGGACCCGGCGGGGUUGUGGGCUCCCCCUUCGCCCCCCAGGCACCCAGGCCACGGUUUUUCCUGCCGGGGGAUGAGGGCACCCCGCAGGGCCUCUGCGCCCCCAUCAUGCCCAUCCAGGCGCUCCCCACCCCAGCGCUGCAGCCCCCGAAGAUGUCAGUGGCUCUGCCACCCGCCUCUCCGCAAGGCGCCGAGAUGAGCAACAGCCACCACCAGCCUCACGCCAAAACGGCCGCCCCUGCGCCUGGCCUGGAGCUGCAGCACGUCCCCCCGCGCCCGCUGGCCUCCGCUGCUGCCCUCCGCCCUGAGGGCCCCAAGGACAGCCCUGCACCAGACCCUGGGCCGGCUCCAGCUCCGGGCAAGAGCCACCUGAGUCUGGAAGGGGGGCGGCUGCCCUGUGAGGUCCCAGUAGAGCCUGAUUUGGAUGACGACUUUGGCUCCCACAAGGACCUGGAAGACGAUGAUGAUUUGGCUAACCUGAGCCUGGACCCGGAUGUGGCUAAAGGGGAUGAUGACCUGGACAACCUGGACAGCCUGGAGACAGCGGACCCUCACCUUGAUGACCUGCUAAACGGUGAUGAGUUUGAUCUGCUGGCCUACACCGACCCCGAGCUGGACACCGGCGACAAGAAGGAUAUCUUCAACGAGCACCUCCGUCUCGUCGAGUCAGCCAACGAGAAGGCCGAGCGCGAGGCCCAACUCAAGACAGAGCCGCCGGCGCCCAGCUUGAAACUCCCUGACCCUGGGGACAGCAAGGACAUGGCUCCCGCUGCGGAGGACCAGGAAGUGGCCAAGGAAGGGUUGGUGCCAGGGGUGGGCUUGGCGCCUGCUCCCGGUCCACCGGGUGCUGUGCUGGCCCCUGACCCAGCCUUCAAGACCCAGGGCCUGGAGGCGAAGGGAGGUGCGCUGCCGGCCGACGUCAAACCGAAGCUGGAGGACGGUUGCCUGAAGACGUCUCCCUGCCAGUUCACUGCCAGCGGCCCCGAGCGGCUCCCAGUCCCCAUCAAGUCAGAGGCCAUGCAGAGCACGGAUAAAAUUUCUGUCUCCCUUGGACUGACCCUGAAAUCAGGCCAGACCCUCCUGAGCCCUGGGGCUGGCCCAACUCGCCUUGGCUUGACUCACUUCCCGAACAGUGGCCAUGCCGGCGUCCCCAUGCUGGACAAGGACCCCUACGCUGGCCCCGGCCGUGGGCUGGCCCCAGCCCAGCUGGGCAGCCAGAGCAGCCCCUUGCUGGAGAAGUUCGAGCUGGAUGGAGGUGCCCUGGGCUUGGGUAGCGCCCGGCACUCGCCGGCUGAUGACUUGGACAAGAUGGAGAGCUCGCUGGUGGCCAGCGAACUGCCUCUGCUCAUCGAGGACCUACUGGAGCAUGAGAAAAAGGAGCUGCAGAAAAAGCAGCAGAUGUCAGCCCACUUGCCCCGGGGUGCCCCGCCGCACCUCCCAGCCCCAGGCCACCCCAUGAUGCACGCCACGGCACCUGGGCAGCCCCCGGAGGGACAGGCACCCCGCCUAGGCACCCCUCAGCCGCCCCUGCAGCUCGGACUGAUGGCCCGGCAGCAGCUGAUGCAGCCACAGCAGUCACGGCUUGGGGUGCCGCAGCAGGGCCCGGCGCUGGCCGGACACAUGGGCAUGGCCCCCGCACAGCCCCACGUCCUGUCGGCUCCCCACGGCGUGCAGGUGGCCCUGCCGCAGCAGCAGGGCCAGCAGCAGGUGCUGGUGCAGAAGCCGAUGGCCGGGGUGCAGCCACCCGCCCUGGGCCUGAAGCCGCCUCAGCUCGUCAUGCAGCAGCAACUGGCCAACAGCUUCUUCCCAGACACAGACCUGGAUAAGUUUGCUGCUGAGGACAUCAUGGACCCUAUUGCUAAGGCGAAGAUGGUGGCACUGAAGGGCAUCAAGAAGGUGAUGGCUCAGGGCAGCAUUGGCGUGGCCCCGGGUAUGAACAGACAACAGGUUUCCUUGCUGGCCCAGCGGCUCUCGGGAGCCCCGGCAGUCUCUGAGAUGCAGAACCACAUGCUGGCAGGAGGCGGGCAGGAACGGAGCGGCACUGACCCGACUCAGGCUCGCCCCAACCCACCCACCUUUGCACAGGGCGUCAUUAACGAGGCCGACCAGCGGCAGUACGAGGAGUGGCUCUUCCACACCCAGCAGCUGCUGCAGAUGCAGCUGAAGGUGCUGGAGGAGCAGAUCGGGGCACACCGCAAGUCACGCAAAGCCCUUUGCGCCAAGCAGCGCACCGCCAAGAAGGCCGGGCGCGAGUUCCCCGAGGCUGACGCGGAGAAGCUGAAGCUGGUGACAGAGCAGCAGAGCAAAAUCCAGAAGCAGCUGGACCAGGUGCGGAAGCAGCAGAAGGAGCACACCAACCUCAUGGCCGAGUACCGCAACAAGCAGCAGCAGCACCAGCACCAGGCCUCGGCCGUCAUGGCCCUGAGCCCUUCGCAGAGCCCCCGCCUCAUGUCCAAGCUCCCAGGGCAGCUCCUCUCAGCGCACGGUGUGCAGCCGCCGCUCUCGCAGCCGGCGGGGGCCGUGCAAGGCCUCGGCCAGCAGCCAGGGCAGCCGGGGGGCCUGCGCCUGCCCCAGGGCGGCGUGUCCAUGGCUGUGCAGCAGGGCCUGUCCUUCAUGGGCCAGCAGGCCGUGGGGAAUGCCCCGGUUCCUGGCAGCUCCAACACCUUCUUCCCUGGGAACCCUGCGCUCCGCGGACUGGCCACUGACAGCCGCCUGAUGCAGGAGAGGCAGCUCCAAAGGAUGCAGUUGGCCCAGAAGUUGCAGCAGCAGCAGAACAUGCUGGGGCAGGUGUCCCUGCAGCAGCAGCAGCAGCCGGGCGUCAUGGCACAGGCGUCGAUGCAGCAGCCGGGCGUCAUGGCACAGGCGUCGAUGCAGCCGCAGGGUGUCGUGGGACAGACACCGAUGCAGCAGCCUGGUGUCAUGGGUCAGGCGUCGAUGCAGCAAUCGGGUGUUGUGGGACAGGCGUCAAUGCAGCCACAGGGCGUCAUGCCACAGGCGUCGAUGCAGCCACAGGGCGUCAUGGCACAGGCGACGAUGCAGCAGCCAGGUGUUAUGGCACAGGCGUCGAUGCAGCCGCAGGGUAUCAUGGCACAGACGUCGAUGCAGCAGCCCGGCGUCAUGGGACAGACGUCGAUGCCGCAACAAGGCGUCAUGGCGCAAGCCCCGAUGCAGCAGCCGGGCGUCAUGGGACAAGCACCGCUGCAGCAGCCCGGCCUCGUGGGCCAAGCCAGCUUGCUGGGACAGCAGCAGCAGUCACUGGCAGCCACUCCGCAACAGGGCGCCAUGGGGCAGCCCAUGGUGCCGAAGCAGCCAGGGCUGAUGGGCAGCCAACAGGGCAUCCUGGUGCAGCAGCUCUCGCCGCAGCAGCAGCAGCAGCAGCCAGGAUUGCUGGGCCACGCGCAGGCACCCGUGCUGCAGCACCAGGGCGUGCUGGGCCACCCAGCUCCCCAGCGGCAGGUGCUCCUGGCCCCCCACCAGCAGCGGGUGCUGGGCUCGCCCCAGCUGGUGCCGCAGACUCCGGGGAUGAUGGGGCACCGGCUGGUGCUGCCCCAGCAGCUGGGGCAGUCGCGGGCAUUGCUGACCCCGCAGCAGCCCAACGCUGUAGCCCAGCACGUGGCCGCCCAGCCGGGCCUCCUGGGGCUGGGCCAGGGGCAGCCCCAGAUCCAGCACUUUCCGCAGCACGGGGCUCUGGGCCAGGCCCCCUCCGUGCUGCACCUGAGUCAGGGAAUGCAGCCGGCCCCAGUGGUCCUGGCUGCCAAGGACCAGCCGGGAGGAACGGACAGCAGCGCCCUGCCCGCCGAAGGCACUGAGAGCGGAGGGCAGCUGCAUGGGGGUCCCCAGGAGCAGCAGGGAGCCCUCAGCACCCCGGGACUGAGUGGCUCCGAGCCCCCAGCACAGCCAGGCCUCCCUCCGGCGCCGAAGCAGCAGGCUGAGCUGGGACAAGGGCAGCAGCUGCUCUUGGCGUCCCCACAGCCAGGCGUCCUGGGCUCACAGCAGGCGCUGCGGGUGCCCCCGGCGCAGUCGGGCGCCCUGCUCCACCAGCCGCUGCAGAGCCCCGUCGCGGGGGCUGCAAGGCCGGAGCUGUCCCAGCAGCAGGGAGACGCCGCCGGCCCCGCCGCGCUCCCGGCAGGCGCUGCGGAGCCAGGCUGCGGGACCAGCCAGGCGCAGAGUGUGCCGCUGCAGCCGGCCCCGCGGCCCCCGGGGCAGCCCCCCGGCCCCGAGCAGGCGGGCAAGGGGCCGGUAGGUGCACUGCAGGGCGCCGGGGGCCAGCCGCAGCCCCCGCGGCUCCAGAGCCCCGGGCAGCACAAAGCAGGACCGGCACCGCAGCCCGGCGCCGUGCUCCCCCAGGGCCUCCUGGGCCAGGUGCCGGCGCCGGUGAUGGGCCAGAUACGGGCGCAGCUCCAAGGUGUCCUGGCUAAAAACCCGCAGCUGCGGCACCUCACACCCCAGCAGCAGCAGCAGCUCCAGGCCCUUCUGGUGCAGCGGCACCAGCAGAGCCUGCUGCAGCAGAGCCAGGCGCUCCGGCAGCCCGGCCCUUUCCCCGGGCAGGCCCCGGCGACGCCGGACCAGGGGGUCCCUGCGGCACGCCAGCUGCCGCGGCCGCUCUUCCAGGUGCGGCCGGCUGCCCCGGCGGAGGCGCAGGCCGGCCUCGCUGCGGAGCAGGGUGCCGGCGGGCGGGCGCUGCCGGGGCAGGCGCCCGGGGGGCCCCCGCAGCAGCCCCUGGCCGAGCUGGUGCAGGCGGCCCUGGUCGGCCGCGGCCCCCAGCCCGGCCUGGUGCGGCUCCCCACGCCGCCGGCCCCCGGGGUCCCCUCGCCCCUGGGUGCUGCCACCCCGGGCUGCGCGCCCCUGCCCAGCCCCGAGCAGAGCCCCCAAGAGCCAAAGACGAUGACCCCGGGGGUCUCGGCCCCCAGCCCCACGGCACCCCCAGAGCAGGGGCUGGCGCAAAGCCCUUGGGACUCCGAGUUGGCGGCGCCUGGUGCCGACCCAGCCGAGACCCACGUCAACGGGCAGGCCGGGGCCGCGGCGGAGCGGGGCCCCGCGGCGGGCGAGCCCCCCCAGGUCUCCAUCAAGCAGGAGCCCAAGGAUGAGGUGGCGCUGUGCGAGCUGGACCCCGAGGAGCGGGUGAAGCGGGAGGCCAACGGGGACCCUGCGGGUGCCCAGGCCGGUAGCCCACUGGGGCCAGGCGCCCGCUCCGAGGCCGGGCACCUCCUGCUGCAGAAGCUCCUGCGGGCCAAGAACGUGCAACUCUCGGCGCAGUGCCCCGGCGAGCUCAACGGGCACGCGGAGAGCCGGGGCGCCCCGCCGCAGCCGGCGCUGCCGGGCCGGGAGGACCCCUUCGUUGCCAAGAAGCCGGUGGCCGCCAAGCCCAAGCGGGUGCAGAAGGGCAGCGAGCGAAUCCCGGCUUCCCGCAAGAAGCUGCGCAAGGAUGACGGGCUCAAGUCCAGCGAGGCCCUGAUGAGGCAGCUGAAACAGGAGCUGUCCCUGCUGCCCCUCACGGAGCCGACCAUCACGGCCAACUUCAGCCUCUUCGCGCCCUUCGGCAGCAGCCCCAUCAACGGGAAGAGCCAGCUGCGGGGCGCCUUCGGCAGCGCCGUGCUCGACAGCGUGCCCGACUACUACUCCCAACUGCUCACUAAGAACAACCUCAGCAACCCGCCCACGCCGCCCUCCUCGCUGCCCCCCACGCCGCCCCCCUCCGUGCAGCAGAAGAUGGUGAACGGCGUCACGGCCCCCGAGGAGCUGGCCGAGCAGCCCAAGGACGCCGACCCGGCCCGCGAGCCCCACGGCCACAAAGAUGCUCCAGCCGUGGAGGUGAAGAGCCUGGACCUGCUGGCAGCUCUGCCCACUCCUCCGCACAACCAGACCGAGGACGUCAGGAUGGAGAGCGACGACGACGAGAGCGAUUCCCCUGACAGCAUCGUGCCCGCCUCGUCGCCGGAGAGCGUGCUGGGUGAGGAGCUGCUCCGCUUCCCCCUGCUCAGCGAGGCCAAGCCGGAGCUGGAGGAGCGCGUGCUGUCACCCAUCAUCCCCAUCAUCCCCCGGGCCAGCAUCCCAGUGUUCCCUGACACGAAGCCCUACGAGGCUGCGGAGCCCUUCGGGGCGCCCCCCGGGAAGCUGGGGGCAGCAGGCCCGGGUGCUCCGUGGGAGAAGGCCAAGAGCAGCGAAGUCUCCGUCAUGCUGACGGUGUCUGCAGCGGCCGCCAAGAACCUCAACGGGGUGAUGGUGGCCAUGGCUGAGCUGCUGAGCGUGAAGAUCCCCAACUCCUACGAGGUGCUGUUCCCAGACAGCCCUAUGCGAGGGGCUGUGGUUGAGGCCAAGAAGGUGGAGACAGACGUGGCUGGGAUGCUUGGCAGCAAGGACAAGGUGGCGCUGGCCGGGAAGGUGCCAGACAGCAGCUCCGAGUGGCUGAAGCAGUUUGACGCAGUGCUGCCGGGCUACAGCCUCAAGGGCGAGCUGGACCUCCUGACGCUGCUCAAACAGGAGAGCCCUGUGCCCGAGAAGGCCCUGCACCACUGCUACGUCAACAACGUCUCCAACCUGGACGUGCGGCAGCUUUCCAUCAUGCCCCAGGAGCCCUCGCCCCCGCUGUCCCCCUCUGUCCCCUCCCCAUCCAGCCCUGCAGAGGCUGCCCGGGUCCCUGACCCAGAAGCAGCCCACGAGGUAGCCCCAGCUCCCACAUCCCCACUCCCACCGGCCCCCUCGCCAGCCCCCCGAGAGGACGGGACUGCAGCUGCCCACUCGCCAUCCCGCUUCAAGCCACGCUCACGGCCACCGGAGGACGGGGACGAAGCACGGCCCCGGCUGAAGAAGUGGAAGGGGGUGCGGUGGAAACGGCUCCGCUUCCUCGUCACCAUCCAGAAAGGGGGGGCCAAGCGGGACGGCGACAAGGAGAUCGCGGAGUUCAUCGACAAGCUAGGCACCACCCUGCGCCCCGAGAAGGUGCCACGGGACCUGCGCAAGUGCUGCUUCUGCCACGAGGAGGGCGAUGGGGCCACAGACGGGCCGGCCCGCCUGCUCAACCUCGACCUUGACCUCUGGGUCCACCUGAACUGCGCCCUGUGGUCCACGGAGGUGUAUGAGACACAGGGUGGGGCCCUCAUCAACGUGGAGGUGGCCCUGCACCGUGGGCUGCUCACCAAGUGCUCGCUGUGCCAGAAAACCGGUGCCACCAACAGCUGCAACCGCAUCCGGUGCCCCAGUGUCUACCACUUCGCCUGCGCCAUCCGCGCCAAGUGCAUGUUCUUCAAGGACAAGACCAUGCUGUGCCCCUUGCACAAGCUGAAGGGCCCCUGCGAGCAGGAGCUGAGCAGCUUCACAGUCUUCCGGCGCGUCUACAUUGAGCGGGAUGAGGUGAAGCAGAUCGCCAGCAUCAUCCAGCGGGGCGAGCGGCUCCACAUGUUCCGCGUGGGCGGGCUGGUCUUCCAUGCCAUCGGACAGCUCCUGCCGCACCAGAUGGCUGACUUCCACAGCGUCACGGCCCUCUACCCCGUGGGCUACGAGGCCACGCGCAUCUACUGGAGCCUGCGGACCAACAACCGCCGCUGCUGCUACCGCUGCACCAUCUGCGAGAACAACGGGCGCCCCGAGUUCGUCGUGCAGGUCAUCGAGCAGGGCCUGGAGGACCUGGUCUUCUCCGACUCCUCGCCGCAGGCUGUCUGGAACCGGAUCAUCGAGCCAGUGGCGAUGAUGAGGAAGGAAGCUGACAUGCUGCGGCUGUUCCCCGAGUACCUGAAGGGCGAGGAGCUCUUUGGCCUCACGGUGCACGCGGUGCUGCGCAUCGCCGAGUCGCUGCCCGGCGUCGAGAGCUGCCAGAACUACCUGUUCCGCUACGGGCGCCACCCGCUCAUGGAGCUGCCGCUGAUGAUCAACCCCACCGGCUGCGCCCGCUCCGAGCCCAAGAUCCUCACCCACUACAAGCGGCCCCACACCCUGAACAGCACAAGCAUGUCCAAGGCCUACCAGAGCACGUUCACGGGCGAGACCAACACGCCCUACAGCAAGCAGUUCGUGCACUCCAAGUCCUCCCAGUACCGGCGCCUGAAGACGGAGUGGAAGAACAACGUGUACCUGGCGCGGUCCCGCAUCCAGGGCCUGGGGCUCUACGCAGCUAAGGACAUCGAAAAGCACACCAUGGUCAUCGAGUACAUCGGCACCAUCAUCCGCAACGAGGUGGCCAACCGUCGGGAGAAGAUCUACGAGGAGCAGAACCGCGGGAUCUACAUGUUCCGCAUCAACAACGAGCACGUCAUUGACGCCACGUUGACAGGGGGCCCGGCCAGGUACAUCAACCACUCGUGCGCCCCGAACUGCGUGGCCGAAGUCGUGACCUUCGACAAGGAGGACAAGAUCAUCAUCAUCUCCAGCCGGCGCAUCCCCAAGGGGGAGGAGCUCACCUACGACUACCAGUUCGACUUCGAGGACGAUCAGCACAAGAUCCCCUGCCACUGCGGAGCCUGGAACUGCCGAAAGUGGAUGAACUAGCUGGGAAAAGGGGCUGGGGUAGGGGCAGCAGCACCCGCCUCGGAGACCUCACCGAGAGACACCGGCUCCCCGGGGCCCUCCCGGCCCUCCGCCGCGCCGCGGGGGACGCCGGGGCUGCGGGAGGUGCCAGGGCAGGGCUGUGGCCGGGGCGCGGAGGCUCCGGCGGGGAGGGCGGCCGCCGCGGAGCCGCUCGGCCCUGCCCGAGCGGGACGGACGAACUGGCAACUCAGGGUUUUCUUUGCUUCGUCCUGCGAGGAGAAGGGGAGGGGGCCCUGCGCGACCCCCCCCCACCCGCCUCCCUGGCGGGGGAGCCCCGGGGCAGCAGAGCGGCCCCAGUGGAGCCGGUGCCAGAGCCGGGGGGCGAGUUCGGAGCCGGCCUGGAUUUUUAGAAAUGAAAACUAAUAAUAUUUGCUCGCUAAUUACCAAGGUAA
Rhea pennata is the source of this 16363-nucleotide messenger RNA. RefSeq names its product lysine methyltransferase 2D (gene KMT2D). The record is from RefSeq and is a predicted model, not a curated record. Gene Ontology annotation, cellular component: MLL3/4 complex; nucleus. Gene Ontology annotation, biological process: positive regulation of transcription by RNA polymerase II. The transcript is spliced from 56 exons. Gene Ontology annotation, molecular function: transcription coactivator activity; histone H3K4 methyltransferase activity; histone binding. The coding region runs from base 207 to 15932 and encodes 5241 amino acids. NCBI's taxonomy places the organism in Eukaryota, Metazoa, Chordata, Aves, Rheiformes, Rheidae.